AUGGUUACGAGGAGGAGAUUGCAUCACCCUGAAGUGGAGCAGGUGUCUAAACGGCAGAAAGUCGAUAAGGCUGAGAGCAAGAAUAAGAAGCAUGCGGACGUUGCUGCAGAGAGAGGUGAACAAUCCACCGAGGACCACGAAGAUGAAUCACAGGACAAGAAGGACAAGAAAGUGGUAGGAGACAAUAGAGACGAAGACGAAGAGGUGUCACCGAAUGGACAAGAAGCAGCAGAGGAUAACGACGAUAGAAAGGAUAAAGACGCCAAAGAGAAAGAUACAGAGACGAAUGAUGAAGGCACGGAGAAGAGCCACACUGAUGUAAAUGAUGAUGAUGACGAUGUUGAUGAGAGUAAAGAAGAAGAUGCAGCAGCAGCAGUUGACAUUACCAAGGAGAAGAAAGACGAACAAGAGAGCGAUAACAAAACUGAAGAGAAGAAAGUUCAAGAAAAUGAAGAAGAAGAAGAAGAAGACGAAAAUAAAAAUGAUGAAGACGUUGAAGAACUGGGUAGCACUGAACCUGUAGAUGAUGAGAAGAAAGGUCUUGUUAAAUUCGAAUUUGAUGGCGUGGAAUACAAGUUUAAGGAAAGAGCAAGUGUGAUAGAAGAGAAUGAAGGUAAAAUUGAGUUCCGUGUGGUGAGUAACGACAACACAAGAGAAAAUAUGAUGGUCUUGACUGGUCUUAAGAACAUCUUCCAAAAACAAUUACCAAAGAUGCCAAAGGAAUAUAUUGCUAGACUGGUUUACGACAGGAGCCAUCUAUCGAUGGCUGUGAUACGAAAACCGCUAACAGUUGUGGGUGGUAUUACGUACAAACCAUUCAAUAAAAGGCAAUUUGCAGAGAUUGUAUUUUGUGCCAUCAGUUCCACUGAGCAAGUUCGAGGGUAUGGUGCUCACCUUAUGAACCAUUUGAAGGACUACGUACGAAACACUUCUGAUAUUAGGUACUUUUUGACAUACGCCGAUAAUUACGCUAUCGGUUAUUUCAAAAAGCAAGGUUUCACAAAAGAUAUCACAUUAGAUAAAAAGGUAUGGAUGGGAUACAUCAAGGAUUAUGAAGGAGGUACCUUAAUGCAAUGCUCUAUGCUCCCAAGAAUUCGUUAUCUGGAUGCCGCAAAGAUCUUGCUACUACAAGAAGCAGCUCUGAGGAGGAAAAUACGUACUAUAUCGAAAUCUCACGUUGUUCAUCCUGGAUUAGAAUGCUUUAAUGACAUAGAAAAUAUCAAACCAAUCGAUCCGAUGUCCAUACCAGGUUUAAAGGAAGCCGGAUGGACUCCAGAGAUGGACGAGCUGGCUCAAAGACCAAAGAGGGGCCCUCAUUAUGCGGCAAUUCAGAAUAUUUUGGUGGAACUGCAAAAUCAUGCUGCUGCAUGGCCAUUCUUAAGACCUGUCAAUAAAGAAGAGGUUCCAGAUUAUUAUGAGUUUAUUAAAGAACCAAUGGACUUAAGUACUAUGGAACUAAAGCUGGAAAACAACAAAUACGAAAAAAUGGAGGAGUUUAUUUACGACGCCAGAUUAGUUUGUAACAACUGUCGGCUGUAUAAUGGUGAGAACACUUCAUAUUACAAGUAUGCCAACAGACUUGAAAAAUUCUUCAAUAAUAAGGUUAAAGAAAUACCUGAAUACUCACAUUUGAUCGAUUAG
Nakaseomyces glabratus is the source of this 1641-nucleotide messenger RNA. It is a transcript of the gene GCN5, whose product is annotated as histone acetyltransferase GCN5. Gene Ontology annotation, cellular component: histone acetyltransferase complex. Gene Ontology annotation, biological process: positive regulation of transcription by RNA polymerase II; chromatin remodeling. The record is from RefSeq and is a predicted model, not a curated record. Lineage: Eukaryota; Fungi; Ascomycota; Saccharomycetes; Saccharomycetales; Saccharomycetaceae. Gene Ontology annotation, molecular function: protein binding; histone H3 acetyltransferase activity.